UCUACUAGUUUCAGUAACACGAGUUUUCAAGCAGCACCACACUCGCUAGUCACUCUCCCCCCGUCCCCCGACUGCAGCUAAACUCCGCCGAAAACCCUAGCCGCCAAUCCCCUUCCUCCGGCCCAGGCGGCGGCCGCGCGCCAUGUCCCCGCCGGCGCCGCACCUCGUCGACGAGAUCAUUGAGGAGAUCUUCCUCCGUUUGCCCACCCCCGCCGCGCUCGCCCGCGUCUCGACCGCCUGCCCCCGUUUCCGCCGCAUCAUCACCGAGCGCUCCUUCCUCCGCCGCUACCGCAAACGCCACCCGCCGCCGCUCCUGGGGUUCGUGGAUGACGCAGGCGGCUUCCACCCCGCCCAGGCGCCCUACCCCUCCGCCCCACUCGCCCGUGCCCUCGCCGACGCUGCCGAUUUCACAUGCUCUUUCGUCCCCAAGCCCAGCGAGGGGUUGUGGUAUGCGUGCGACGUCCGCGACGGCCGCGUCCUUCUCGUGGAGAUCAGCCUUAGUAGCAACGGCAUCGCGGUGUGCGAUCCCUUGUCACGGCGCUACGUGCUGCUUCCGCCCACACCUGGGGACCUGACAUCCGAGAAUAAACGCCCCCGUCAAAGCAAGCCCUUGCUCGUGCCCGUUAGCGAAGAUGAGGAUGAGACCUUGUUCAAGGUGAUCCGCUUUGCUGACUAUGGUACCGAACUGGCUGUGUUUGUCUUCUCUUCCAUCACCGAAAAAUGGUCAGUAGCUGCAUCAACCAGUUGGAGCUCAUCAACCAGUUGGAGCUCUUUGGGUGGUCGCCCCCCUUGGUUGGACAGUCACCCGUUUGGAUGCCGCGGCCUGUCCUGUUUCGUAGGUGGCUGCUUCUAUUUGGCAUCGCCUUGCGGGGACAAGUUGCUCGUGCUGGAGCUGGACACACUGUUUUCUACUGUCAACAAUCACACUGGCCACCACGUAAAGCUCAGAUGGCUGCCUAGGCGGGUGGAAAACGAUCUCGCCAGAAACAACAGGCAAUGCAGACCUCGGCCUGGCCAGGCCAGACUGCCUCGCAUUGUAGUGGGUAAAGAAGGAGCCAUUGAGGUGUUUUCUCUCCUUGAUGAUAACAGCCCAAAUGGCUUGUUUUAUCUCUAUCAUAGUACCCAACAAAAUAAUGGUGAAUCUUCCAAGGAAUGCCAGCUGGAGAAUAUUGUACCGUUGCCUGGCGGAUAUAACUAUUUCACCGUGGGCGCAGAUGAGGGAUUCUUAUUCCUUGGAGCCACUACAGAAGAUCAGCUGGACAUUAGUAGAGGCUCAGGAGUGGAGUUGUUGACUACUUACUGGGAUGUAGACUAUUUUUCGCUGGAUGUCAAGACUUCUGAACUUAUGAAGGUUUGUAGGAGGAAGAGGUGUUUCUUUACUCGUGAAAAUGUUUACUGGUACUUCGGCUUCCCUCCAUCAUUGUCAAAACCAAGUAUAUGAAGUGGGAUGAACUUCCUUUCCUUUUGGGGUCUUCCGUUUGGGCCAUGCAUCUGAUGCCUUCGAGGAGAACUGGAGGAUGGACAAGAUGGCGCUGCGAUUAUGGUAGCUAGAUAUAGUACUGGCGCCUUGGUGUGUUGUCAUUAGGAAUUGACCAUCUAAGCAAGACGAUGUAAUCACAAGCUGAAUAUGUAAGAGCCGAACUGUUCUUUUGUGUUGGCACAAUUGCUGUGGCCUA
Messenger RNA from Triticum aestivum (bread wheat), 1676 nucleotides. RefSeq lists its product as uncharacterized. The record is from RefSeq and is a predicted model, not a curated record. The coding region runs from base 143 to 1441 and encodes 432 amino acids. Gene Ontology annotation, molecular function: protein binding. NCBI's taxonomy places the organism in Eukaryota, Viridiplantae, Streptophyta, Magnoliopsida, Poales, Poaceae. The transcript has 2 exons.